This is a messenger RNA of Musca domestica (house fly), 1115 nucleotides long. RefSeq lists its product as uncharacterized. Gene Ontology annotation, molecular function: transcription coactivator activity. NCBI's taxonomy places the organism in Eukaryota, Metazoa, Arthropoda, Insecta, Diptera, Muscidae. The record is from RefSeq and is a predicted model, not a curated record. The transcript is spliced from 2 exons. Gene Ontology annotation, cellular component: RNA polymerase II transcription regulator complex. Gene Ontology annotation, biological process: positive regulation of transcription by RNA polymerase II. Bases 40 to 1041 code for a protein of 333 amino acids.
UUCUUUCAUUUGCAAGUCAUCUUACCAAACACCAGAAAAAUGAAACUAAUUGUUUUAACUUUGGCCGUUUUGGUAUCCUCUGCUGCAGCUGGAUUGAGCUCCACCUAUUUGCCGCCAGCUCCUCCAUCUAAUCAAUAUCUGGCACCUGCGGUAUCCUCCUCAUCUUUUGGCCAUGGUGGUGGCUUUUCUAGUGGAGGUCAUUCAAGCAGUUUCUCGCAAGCCUUUGCCGCUCCAGCUGUGCAUCAUGCUGCUCCAGCUGUUCAGUACUCAGCACCAGCUGUGCAUCAUUCUGCUCCAGCUGUUCAUUAUUCUGCACCAGCUGUCCAUCAUGCUGCUCCAGCUGUUCAUUAUUCAGCACCACCAGUCCAUCAUGCUGCUCCAGCUCCUGCUGCCCAUUACUCCGCUCCAGCUGCUUCCUCCGAUGCAUCUAGCUUCUCCCAUGCACAAUCGGCCCCAGCUGUACAUUAUGCAACUCCCGCCGUUGCCAAGCCAUCUAGACAAUAUUUAGCUCCAGCCGUCUCAGCUCCAGCUCCAGCCGUCCAUUACUCAGCUCCUUCACACAGCUCCCAUGCAGUCUCUCAUGCUGUAGCAUCGGCACCUGUGGCCCGUUAUUCUGCCCCCGUGGCUCACCAUUCGGCACCAGUUGCCAAAUCUUAUGUCGGUGGUUUCUCACACGCUGCUGCCGCUCCAGCCAUUCAUUACGCCGCACCAGCCGUUGCUGCACCAUCCAGACAAUAUUUGGCCCCAUCCAGCGGUUCUUAUGGUCACAGCAGUGGUUUCGCCUCAAGUUCUCAUUCCAGUGGUUUUGUUGCUGCCGCUCCAGCUGUCCACUAUUCCGCCCCAGCUGUAAGUUCAUCUUAUGGUCAUGGUGGUUCUCACUCAUUCGGUGGCUUCUCUAGCGGUGGCCACUCAUCGGCUGGUUUUGCUCGUGCUGUAUCCUCCGCUCCAGUUAGCCACUAUUCAGCACCUGCUGCCUCCCUUUUCUCUGGUAAUUCCAUUGGUACCCGUUAUGCCGCCAAUGGAGGCUAUGUUCGCCACUAAAUUUUUGUAAAUCCCCGAAACAACCAUCAAACGAUUUGUUAAAAAUAAUGAUGUUUUAAUAAACCCUGAAAUCG